Dreissena polymorpha is the source of this 3062-nucleotide messenger RNA. RefSeq lists its product as uncharacterized. The record is from RefSeq and is a predicted model, not a curated record. The transcript has 16 exons. Lineage: Eukaryota; Metazoa; Mollusca; Bivalvia; Myida; Dreissenidae. The coding region runs from base 501 to 2510 and encodes 669 amino acids. Gene Ontology annotation, molecular function: zinc ion binding; metalloendopeptidase activity; serine-type endopeptidase activity. Gene Ontology annotation, cellular component: membrane. Gene Ontology annotation, biological process: proteolysis.
AUCAAACCCGUGACCUCUCGUUUGCUAGGCGGGCACCAUAUCGACUAUGCCUAUGUGACCUUUUAAACGUUUAAAUGAAUAUUCUUGCACGCUAUUUAAUUGACAAUAAUAGCGCCAAAACGAUGUUUGCAAAUAAAACUAUAGUUCGUAUUGUUAAUGAGUAAUAUUUUUUUCAGGUCAUUUUUAGUAUUUAUGUUGCCAUUCCAAUUGCCUUGUGCUAUCAAUAGGGUUCACGCACUCUCGCGCUUUGGAACUAAAAAGCGUUUUAUUAACAAAAAGAUAUCACGAAAAAAAAUGGAGUUGUUGAAAAAGAUAUCAUACGACAUAAACUAUUUGAGCUGCAAUAUAUUGCUGAUAUAGAAUAAUAUGAAUAUAUUCAAAUAUAAAAUACAGAACAGAUUUUUUAAAACAUCGACCCUUAUGGGGCUUAUUUCAACGAUAUUUUUAUUUACUGGAGUGCUUGAAUUAUUGCAGAUACCAAUGAAACCAUUAAGGAAGCUAUGUCUCAAUGGAGCAGACACACGUGCUUGCACUUCGUACCACAUGCAAACCAAUACGACCGUAUCAUAUUCAGCCCUAACAAGAACUGCGAGUCGUAUGUAGGGAGAGCAACAGGGCCCCAAUACAUCUUCCUGAAUACAUCUAUCUGUAUGACGUUGCCGAUCAUUUUACACGAGAUUGGGCACGCCAUUGGUCUGUACCAUGAGCACACGAGGGCAGACCGGGACAAUUACGUCACUAUACAUUAUGAAAACAUUUACAACAAAUCCCACUACAACUUUGACAAACGCGUCGCGGGCACAUAUCUCGAUUUUAACAAGCCGUAUGACUAUCACAGCAUAAUGCAUUACGGAAAACGUGCUUUCGCGGACCCAAUCAAUGCUACUUCAAUUGAACCGACUAACAAUAAGUUCUUGGAUAUUAUUGGAAAAGCACAACACCUCAGCUUCCAUGAUGUACAAAUUGUGAACGCCAUGUAUAAAUGCUCAGAAAAGUGUGCUAACGUAAAAUGCCCGAAGGAGGCAUUUGUGGGGAAAAACUGCGAAUGCUUCUGUCAAGGAACUCAAAAAGAACCUGUCCGACGAUGCAAUGACGUGCCAUUAGUGUUCUGUGAAGCCCCGGAUAUUGACUUAUCCAAAAACUGGGUUUACUCAAUCAGAGAGGUGCAUCUGGGGAAUUUGUCUGGUUAUCGGUACCCGGACGGAACUGUUCUCAAAGUGGAGAAUCCCCGUUGCUCCGAAAAUGGGACCGGCACAUAUACCUGUCAAAGCGGCCAAUGGGUUGUGAAUGUUAACUGCAAACCAGAUCGCUGUGUGUACAUCACGUCCCGAUAUGACUUCAAACCGAACAUUACUGCGAACGGAUUUGACCAAACCACGGAUUACGUAAACUCGGGAUUAAUCGUACAUGCAGAGUGCAUCGAACCAAAAGGUAUCCCAGGUUAUGAUUCUACUUGCACAGAUUCCAUUUGGGUUCCAGAAUUGCCGAAUUGCGAUGCAGUUCGCGCUGAGUUGGUUGAUGGACCCAAUAAAUAUUCUGGGCGUGUAGAAAUACUUAUUGGGAAACAUCGCGGUACCGUAUGUGAUGAUUCGUGGGACAACAAGGAUGCAUCAGUCAUUUGCAGAAUGCUUGGAUACGGGGGUGGAACAGCAUUUAUCAAGGCUCACUUCGGUCAAGGCAGUUCGAGUAUCCAUUUUGAUGACGUGCAGUGUACCGGUACCGAAACAUCUAUCAUGUCGUGUCGCCAUUUCGGUGUUGGAAAUCAUAACUGUGAGCACUCGGAGGAUGCCGGAGUUAAAUGUAUCCCUAAAUGUGGCAAACAUCAAUCUACAGGACAAUACCCCUGGAAAGUGCGUGUGCAAAUACAACGCGAGAAGGCAGUAUCGAUUUGUGGUGGAACCAUCAUUGAUCAACGUUGGAUUCUCAGCGCAGCACAUUGUUUUGCAGACAAUGAGACGCUUGGUGCCGUGACAGGCGUCAUUGUGCACGUUGGAUCUCAAGACUUAUCUCGACAGGUGUUAAAAUUCAGACCUGAUCAGAUAAUAUUCCAUCCAAGCUUCAAUUCAACCAGUUAUGAUUAUGACCUUGCACUCUUGCUGAUGAAUGAUAAAAUUGUCAAUGAGGAAGUUCAGCCAGCCUGUUUGCCGGAUGAAAGUAUUCCUUACAAUCUUACGGGGCUAAGAUGCCACGUCUCUGGAUGGGCAUUUGAUCAUGGAAUUGCGAUGGUGCCAUUAGGAGAUGAGGCAACCAUCAUUGAAGCUGCACUAUGCGUAAAUUUUAACAAAUGUGCUGCUGAGUUACAGCAUGGUGUUAACAAUUGUAAAAGGGACUCUGCUGGAUCACUGGUUUGUAACAUCGGAGGCCUAUUCUACUUAAUAGGGGCUGCUUCAUUUGGAAAUAAAUGUGGCGAAAAGGGCAUCCGGGUGUUUAUACCAGGGUUACGACAAUGCUUCCUUGGAUUACAACGAUGCAAAGAUGUAUGUCACCUGACAAGAUUUGUAACCAUGUGAAAGACUGCCCCGGCAAUGAAGAUGAAAAGGGAUGUGACAUAUGUAAUGAAGAACGGAUUUCGAGGUUUGAGAAAGACAAACUAUUAAUCAAAGCGCGGAGAGGUUUAAAAGAUGGUCGUCGCAAGAGGAGCUGUAGAAAACUAUUCCAGUUUAAUCGGUCAAUAAUUUACCAAACAAGGAAUGUUACCAACACGAAGUUUGCUAUGGCAAACAAGCGUAAUUUAUGAUGUUACAUUUAAACAUAUACUUCAGCUAUCACUGAUAGCUAGUUAUACCCUACAUACUGCUUUGCAGUCAAUCGAUGCAGAGUGUUCACUUUUGACUUUCAAGUAUCACCUUUAAGUUGGCAAUGUUGUUUGUUUCCGCUAUAUGUCUUGGCCAGUUUCACAUUUGUUAUACAAUAUAAAAUGAAGUGGGUUAGUUAUUGGGAGGACACACUGUAUUUCUAAAGCCGGUCAAUUUAAUAAGUGAAUGCCUGCGAAUAAUUGUUUUGACUCAAAUGUGUAUUGGUGACCUUAUAGGUUCAGAAAAUCGACACGUUUUUAUUUAUUG